Beauveria bassiana ARSEF 2860 is the source of this 6309-nucleotide messenger RNA. Its product is annotated as ankyrin repeat domain protein. The coding region runs from base 1 to 6309 and encodes 2102 amino acids. The transcript has 2 exons. Gene Ontology annotation, molecular function: protein binding. NCBI's taxonomy places the organism in Eukaryota, Fungi, Ascomycota, Sordariomycetes, Hypocreales, Cordycipitaceae. The record is from RefSeq and is a predicted model, not a curated record.
AUGAAUCCAAAUUUCGACAGUUCCGAUGGCGAAAACAGUGACGGCUUUGUUGUAACGGGCGCGCCAGACAAAUACACCUCCGAAAACACCCCACUCACUGCCGAGAAGCUUACUGAAGUGCGGGAGUGGCUGGAGCCAACGGCGUACGACAUUUCGAGUGGUGAAUACCAAAAGCAUGCGUCCUUGUACCUUUUGGGGACCGGCAACUGGCUCACUGCAUCUCCCGAGUACCAGCAGUGGCUGACGAGCCGAGACUAUGGCCUCCUCUGGAUCAAGGGCAUACCUGGGUCGGGUAAAUCAGUCAUGGCAGCCAAAAUAAUUGCCGAAUUGUCCGCAUCUGAGCCAAAAUGCCCAGUCCUAUACUUUUUCUUCCGGCAAAUCAUCGAUGCCAACCAUAAACCCGCGGCGCUGCUGCGCGACUGGAUGGAUCAGCUCUUGGUGCACAGUCCGAUUUUGCAGCGCCAGCUGUACUCCUAUAUCCAAGAGGGCCGGUCAUUGAAAAGUGUAUCGCAGGAUGACAUGUGGAAAGACUUGAAAAUGGCUUUUGCCUCGCUCUCCGAGAGGGUGUACUGCAUUGCUGACGCUCUCGACGAAAUGGACCAAGGCAACGAUGCGUUCCUCAAAGCACUAGCAAACCUCGGGCUCUGGAAGCCUGCUAAAGCCAAGGUUCUUAUUACAAGCCGCCCCGUUUCGAGCGUUGAGAUUCCCCUGCGUUCGAUCACUUGCCUCAAGAUUCGACUGCAAGAGGAUGAGGUCGAUAACGACAUCUCUCGCUUCGUCAAGCACACCUUGGAAACUUCGCAUAUAGAACAAAGACAUUGGCCUGCAAUCGUCAAUGCGGUUCCAGGCAGGGCAAAGGGACUCUUUCUAUACUCCCGACUGGCGAUGGAUACUUUUCUCGAACCUGAUGUUGACGUUCAAACUGCUCUGGCACAUCUUCCCACCGACUUAAAUGUCCUCUACACGAAUCUUCUCCGAGAGCACAUUGAUCGCUCCGGUGUAGACGAUGAGACACAGAGGUUGAUCCUUCAAGCAGUGACACAUGCGACGCGACCGCUGCGUCUCCUUGAAAUCGCCGAAAUGAUCAGUGUGGUUAAUGUAGACAAAGAUUUGAAAGCACGAAAAGAGCUCGUCAAGGCAGCCUGCGGUCCUCUUUUGGAGAUACUCGCUGACGAAACAGUCGCCGUUAUACACCACUCCUUUACCGAGUACUUGAAAGGCAUUACAAGGGCAAAAGGCGACCCCGGCUACCCUGCCUUGGAUUCCGGUGCUGCCCACGAGCAGCUGGCCUUGACCAGUCUCCGCUACCUCCAAAGUGGAAGUUUGAGCAGUUUUCCUCCUGCCCUCCUGGACCACAAAUCACGACAACGUCUUUCUGAUACAAAGAUAGCGCUUUGGCAGGAAUACCCGUUCCUCAAGUAUGCGACUGGUAAUUGGUUCAAACAUGUCAUCUCAGCGUGCUCUGUGUCAUCGAAUGACACGAAGCUUCUCCCUGAGAUUCGUCAUUUUCUGGAGAACGAUCAUUUCCGAUCAUCUUGGUGUCGUCUACAGUUCAAGAGGAUGGCGUGUGAUGCUCCCAAAGUCCACAUCGCCGCGAAAUCAGGGCUCACGGGAUACCUCAAGGAACUCAUUUAUUGCGGUGCGGACGUAGAUUCCCUAGAUUACCAAGGAAAAACUCCUCUCUGGUGGGCUGCUAGCGACGGUCACGCCGACGCCGUCCAAGCAUUGAUCGCAGCAGGGAUCAAGCUAGAUCGGGAGGACAAGACCAGUGGCCAAACACCUCUUCAUCCAGCAGCACAGAAAAAUCAUUUCAUGGUCGUUGAGCUUCUGCUGCAGGCUGGCGUGAGCCCCACGAUCCGAAAGGGACUCGGCACCUCGCAUCAAUACAGUUGUCAUUGCGAGCCCAGCUAUGGCGAAAGUCCUCUUCGAUAUGCCUGCGAAAGGGGGCAUUGGGAGACACUCAAUGUUAUGUUGAAACAUGUCACGAACGUUGACGAUGUGCAUUGGGCGCUGGCAUGGGCCGCCUGUUGCGGACAGUCUCGGCUGGUUUCUAGGAUACUCCAGCAUCCCGGAGUGGACGUCAACGCCAUAAUCCACGGGGAUACUUUUCUUUACUUAGCCUGCAGCAGUCUCGACAUUGACACCAUCAACAUUUUGUUACACGCCAAUGCGGAUGCGGCGGCCCUGAGUAUCGGCGACCGGCAUCCGCUCAGUGUCGAUAUUGACUACACCCCCAAGCCAACAGGAUAUCCAACUCAGAGCUGUUUGAGUGCCAUGGUUCAAAAUCAUAAGUUGUGGCAAAUUGUCAAGAAUCCAAUCAUCUUCUCAGAGGUUGAAAAAUUGUUCGGUGAUUUGUUUGCUGCUGGACUCGAUGUGAAUCAGCGGGACGAUAUGAAUCAGACACUCCUGCACCGAGUUACCCAGUCCGCAACGUUUACCAAUUCAUUGAUCAAUGCAGGUGCUGAUGCUAGAGCUACUGAUAAGCACAAGUCUACACCGCUCCACUUCUGUACCGAGCCUGAGGCCAUGUCAGUUCUCGUCAAGAGAGGGGGCGCCGACGUUGAUGCGGUCAACAGGGACGGCCGCACCCCAUUGCAUCAAAGUGUGAGCUCGCAAGCCGCCAUCUCGAAGCUAUUGGAAUAUUGCAGCGAUCCUAACAUCUUGGAUAACGACGGAAAUAGCCCACUGCAUUUAUUGCUUGCUCGGAUAUCCCCGGACACCUACCUUGAGCAUGUCACUCUUCUACUACGAUUUGGAGCGGAUCCAAGUUUGAAGAACCACUGCGGGCUGACACCCUUUCGAAGCAUAAGCAAUCUGUCUACCGGCCGCAAGGCAGCUGAUUAUCUUAUUCAAGCUGGCGCGGAUAUCGACGCCACAGAUAACGAUGGAAGGACAGUACUGUUUGAUGUUGUCGGUCGACAGCAUCAAAUCAACCAGGAGCGUGUGUGGACACUUGAAUACCUGGUGGGCGCCGGAGCUUCCAAAGAAAGCAGAGAUUACCAAGGCCGCAAAAUCUCACAUGAGGCAAUCAAGGGAUUGAUGUCAAGUCACGACCUGGGUCUGAUAGUACAGUGGUUGGAUGCUCUGGAUAGUUUGGAUUUACUCGACCUGGAGGCAGUCGACAACGCUGGCAACAAUCUCUUGCAUGAGCUCUGUUCUCGUGUGCAAAAUACGCGCAAUAGACAUGCUGUCGACAUGCACCUCGUUCGAUUACUAACUGGUGCUGGAUUGGAUAUGUCGCAGAAAAACCACGCCGGACAAACACCACUUCACCUCCUGUGCACAAGACCUUGCGAGGCCGGAAGCUCUAGGUUUGUUUUCGACCAACCCAUAGUCUAUGCGAUUCACCAUUGCCAAAAUAUUGACGAACGUGACGCAAAUGGAAACACGGCACUUCACAUCGCAUCCGUCUAUGAGGAAUCUUGGUGCAAAUUGCUGUUGGAUGGUGGUGCAGAUCCAACAGUUCGCAACCACGAAGGGCUUACGCCACUUCAUUUAGCCGCUCGCUGCAAGCAAAGCAAUGCAAUUGGCUUGCUUCUGAUGGCUGUACACGACCGUCUCGGCAAUACGCCUUCUGAAGAGGCCGAUUGUAUAAACGCUACAGUGGUGAAGAACUGCAACAACAUAUAUGAGCCAUACAACAUCACAGCGUUGUUUUAUGCCUGCCAGUCUGGAAGGCCGGAAAGCGUGAAGCUUCUGCUAGAUGCUGGCGCUGACCCUAACAUUGGGAGCCUUUUUGUGGCAUGCGCAAUGAUGGAGCAGGAGAACCGACUAUGGACCUCGAAGGCCCAUGCCCCAGGUAGCGCUAUUGCCGCUUUGCGAACACUGGAUAUGACACGACCAAGGCCCAUGUUCGAGCACCAGUCAGAUGUGUCUCAUCCUUUUGCGUCAACAAGACUUGAGGAGAUUCUUGACAUGCUGGUUUCGUCUGGUAUCAGCUUGUCACUACUUCACAGUGACCCAACAAAGGGAUAUAUGAACCCAUUUUGGAAAGCUUCUGCCCUCAACAGCGACUACGCCUUCAAAUGUCUGAAUGCGAUCAAGAGAAAGCAUUGGGCAACAAUUGGAAACGUACCAGAGCAGGUCAUAAGCCACAAUGCGCUCAGCUUAUUUGACGAGAAAAUGAUGGCGUUCAGUGACAGUGCAUCCAACAAUGUGAUGCAACAGAGCGGCUGGCUCCAGCCCGGAGGUGUCAACUUUAACAUUUUCCAUGCCAUCAUCGUUCGUCGGCAAUAUCAUUUGAUAAAACAGAUGGUCGAAGCCGGUUGUCGCUUCCUCCUGCCAGGCAUACCGCAUUUAGAGUAUCUCAUUACUCAUGGCUUCGCAUGCUUGUUUGACUACAUUGUAAAGGCGGAAUUGCAAGUGCGAUUGGCCGAAGGAGAGUGGCACGCAUAUGAUGACGCUAGCAAGCCUGGCCUUCACUUUGAGCCCAAUUUGGAUCAGAAUGAGUCAGUCAGAAAUGGCCAAUUUGGGGAAGAGCUCCGAAACAAGAUGCUAGAAUAUGCUGUCCGGCGAGAGCUCCCAAAUAUGGACAUUGUUCGGCGUCUCGUGGACAACUACGCGGUGAACAUCAACGGCGGAGACAGAAAUAGGAACACGGCGUUGCACAUUAUCGCGCGCGGUAAUCACUGGUGGCAGAGUGCACAAGCUUUACCGUUUCUCUUGAAGUCUGGAGCAGAUAUUGAACAUGUGAAUUCGUCGGGCCAGACACCACUCCAUCUGACGUUGGACAAGGAAUAUUUCCAGCUAGGCAAGCUCGGAUCUUUCCACAAAGACGUCGCAGAGACAUUGAUCGAAGCAGGCGCCAAUGUAAACGCUAUUGAUUCCGAGGGGCGAAGCUGCUUGGACUGCGCAGGCUACAGCACCGAUCUGAUUGAUUUACUCAUCAGCAAGGGAGCAGCAAUACGCUCUGACUCUGUAUUUGCAGCACUCAAGGCGGACAAUAGCGCUGCGUUGGAGAGAUUACUGCAAGGAGGAGCAGAUGCAAAUGGUCGGAUGUUGUUUAUUGAAGAUCUUCCAGAUAGGGACAAUGCGGACGAAUCUUCGGGCGACAGCAGGAUGACCUUUGAUGCCGCAUUGAUUCCUCGUCAUGAAGUCGCCCCGAUCUACUAUAUUGCUUCGAAAACGGCUUUUCCUGAGGAUCCGGAUAUGAGAAGCUGUUUCAGGAAACUUUUGAAUUAUGGCGCGAAUAUCUACGCGAGGUUCCAGGUACAGCGAGGAGGGCACAAAUGCGGACCAACUUAUGGCGGGGACUACAACAAGCUGAUUGGAGUUGUUGAAGAGCUUGAAGGUGCGAUAGAGGAGCGAAGUGUUUUGCAUGAACUUGUUCGUUUGGGGAAAUUGAGCAAAUGUAUGAUUGAUGCCACGGACAUUGAUGCAGGUUGUCUGGAUCCGAAAGGGUGCAAUCUUUUGCAUGCGGUCUGCGAUAGCUGGGGUGGUCCGGACCACGCGAUUGAUGUGACCCAGGACGAUGACGACGACGAUGAUGAAGAAAAAGAAGAGGAGGAAAUUUCGGCAUUCCAACAGCUUCUUGCUCUUGGAUGCGAUAUUCAGACCCGUGACAGCAGCGGACAGAGUGUUGUGCACCACAUGAUCUAUCGGGGUUGGAAACAUACUCGAAGGCUGGCACGACUGGAAAAGUCGAUUGAAGAAGUCUCACGCGUUGCGCCCGACCUUCUCAGCGCUCCCAACGCGUCGGGAAACACGCCGCUGCAUUACAGCGUCCUGCUUGCCACAUCGACCCGGCGAACGGUACAGGCGGGCGAGAAGCAGUGGAAGGACCAAAUGGUCGACCUAACGCGGCUGCUACUACGCAGCGGCGCCAGCCCGGCCGGUGUCAAUCAGGACGGCAACAGCGUGCUGCAUCUCAUGGCGCACAAUUUAGACCGUGACGACGUGGCCGCGCUGUUUGCGGAGCUGGUGCGUGGGGAACACGGGCUGGACGUGAAUUCACGCAACGCGCGAGGCGAGACGCCGCUGAUGCUCCUCGCAAACCGAACCAAGGUGCUAUUGCGUUUGGGCGCUGGAUGCGGCAGCCUGUACCUGGACGACGAGGCGGCGGCGCAGAGCGUCGCAAUGCUUGCGGAGCUCGGCGCGGAUUUUGCGGUCACAGACGCGCAGGGUAACGGCCUGCUGCACCUGGCGGCCACGGACGAGGUGCAGCUCUUCAAGGCGUUCAUGGAUAGCGGCAAUUUGGAUCCGAUGUUGGAGAAUCGAGCGCAUCAGACGGCGAUUGAUGUGGCGGCUACGUAUGAUAACGAGGAGAUCUUGGCGUUGUUUCAGAAGAGUAUAAACGAGAGUCACCAGUGA